This is a messenger RNA of Aspergillus chevalieri, 1806 nucleotides long. RefSeq names its product NDT80/PhoG-like DNA-binding family protein. Gene Ontology annotation, cellular component: nuclear chromosome. The transcript is spliced from 2 exons. Gene Ontology annotation, molecular function: DNA-binding transcription factor activity; DNA binding. Lineage: Eukaryota; Fungi; Ascomycota; Eurotiomycetes; Eurotiales; Aspergillaceae. Gene Ontology annotation, biological process: meiotic cell cycle; positive regulation of transcription by RNA polymerase II. The record is from RefSeq and is a predicted model, not a curated record. Bases 1 to 1806 code for a protein of 601 amino acids.
AUGGAGGGCUUCGAUACCAUGGCUAUGCCCUACUUGGCCAGUCCCUUAUCGCUCGGCAAUCUCCAAGGUGUAGACUAUCUCAGCUCCGUCCCCGGUAUGGAUCUUCCUGAUCAACCCUCCAAUUUUGAUUCGGAGACGUUUGUCGGCGGUGAUGAUCCUAUGACUUUUUCCUCUCAACAUGGCAUACCCGGACCAUUGAAACACUUCCCCUCCGGCUAUGAGGAUCCCUUUGCGACAACCGACAUGGUCUCCCCAUUUGAACAGGUCCCCCCCGAGCAGCCCCCACCCCCGGAUUCGUCAAUUGAUCACAACAAUAAGCUGCUGAGCUUUUCGGUCCCCGUCUUCAACUUCACCUUGCUCGACUAUUCCCUUCGCAGGACCUCGAUAUCCAUGUCCGCUCAACUGCAUGGCAUGUUCUUCCUCGCAGAAUCGCCUUGGACUACCUCCCCCGCAGAGCACGCACCACCCCAGCAGGGUGCAGAGUUGACAUGUUACCGCCGCAAUCUGUUCCAGAUCACCGGUUCAGUCACGUUGCCCCGCAGUUUGCGCUACAUCAUGACCGACCAGGGAGACCGAAUACCCAUCCUUGCUCAGGAACUCACCGUGUCAGCUACAGAGUCCGUCGAGGGCAAUUCCGUCAAGAUCAUCUCCGUACCUUGGAAGACUCCCGCUGCCAAUAACAACAAUGGAGGUAGCAACGCUUCUGCUUCCAUUGUCGAAGAGAACCCCCCGCCCAAAGUCGAAAAGGAACCGCCUCCGAUCCCCUUGGACAUCAUGGCUGGUCAGGACUUGGACACCGACUAUGCCACCUUCCCCAUUGCAUGGAAGCGUCUCCAAUUCCGCGUCGCAACGGCCAACAAUGGUCGCCGGAAAGAGCUGCAACAACACUUUGUCGUCCGUCUCAAGGUCGUCGCAACCUUGUCUACUGGCGCCAAGAUUCCCAUCAGCGAGAUUCACUCGGCCCCGGUGAUUGUUCGGGGUCGCAGCCCGCGCAAUUUCCAGUCCCGCAAGGAUCUGCCUUUGAGCGGUAGCGCUGCUGCAUCACGGAAGCACACCAAUGCAGCAUCAACUUCAACCGCCAUCAAUCGUACUCCAACGAGUGAAUCAACACCCCGUGCUAGUAUGACGCCAGCUAGGACGACCAAUAACAGAUCCACUGUCAAAAGUAAUUCUCCGGACACGUCGGCCCCAGAGGCCUCCGCAGGUGUAGUGCAGCAGCAGGCAUCUCCUUCGGACUGGGCCAGAAUGCCACAGACAGCAAGAAGUAGCACUGGGUCGUUACCUGCUCAAAUAUCAUCUCUUUAUCAGUCUCAGCCAAGUCCGGACUUCCCCCAGGGCACACAAAUACAACAGCGUGCGCAUUCAAUUGCAGCCCCCAUCAACCUAUCAAUAUUGGACGAUGAAGAUAGCCACAUGCUCGAUCCUAAUGAUCCCCCUACCACCGUGUCAUCCUACUCCAGCAAUGACCUAUCGCACAAAGACCUCGCCUGGGAUAACUCUGUUCCUCCCGCAAAGAUGCGAAAACUGUCCCAUGGCGCUUCGCGGACAGAAACCCAGAAUGUCACUUCGUCACUACCCCUCUUGGACACCACAAAUAUGCAACAGCCAUUCACAUCCUCGUUGCCGUUCCCCAAUGAUAGUUCCGACUUGCUUUAUGAGUACUUUCCCUUGGGAUUAGAUGAUUGGCAAACACCGGUUGAUGCAGUAUACCGGCCUCAUGUUGUACAUCAUACCACAAUGCCGGAGACCAAGUUCGUCACAGCCCGGGGUCGAAGCAAGCGGUAUUUUGCAGAGGAUGUUUAUUAA